AAAUGACCAUGUUACCUAAAUGACCAUGUAUCUAAAUGACCAUGUUACCUACAUGUACCUAAAUGACCAUGUUACCUACAUGACCAUGUUACCUGAAUGACCAUGUUACCUACAUGUAUCUAAAACAGUGUAUUCCUCCUCUGUGUCUCCAGAUCACACUGAGAAGUGCUCCACUAUGCCCGACUCACCUGCGGAUGUGAAAACACAAUCCAGGUUAACUCCAUCCACCAUGCCUCCUCUUCCUCCAACCACACAGGGAGCCCCUCGAACCAGCUCCUUCACACCUACUACAUUAACCAACGGCAACAACAGCCACUCCCCCACGGCGUUAAAUGGAGCUCCCUCGCCACCCAACGGCUUCAGCAACGGACCUAGCUCUUCCUCAUCUUCCUCGCUGGCCAAUCAGCUGCUCCCUUUGGCGUGCGGCGCCCGGCAGCUCAGCAAGCUCAAACGCUUCCUCACAACUCUUCAGCAAUUCGGCAACGAUAUCUCGCCCGAGAUCGGUGAACGGGUCCGCACGCUGGUGCUGGGGCUGGUGAAUUCAACGUUAACCAUAGAGGAAUUCCACUCCAAGCUGCAAGAAGCGACCAACUUCCCGCUCCGACCUUUCGUCAUCCCGUUCCUGAAGGCCAACCUGCCACUCCUACAGCGAGAGCUGUUACACUGUGCCCGUCUGGCCAAGCAGAACCCAGCGCAGUACCUGGCCCAACACGAACAGCUCCUCCUGGACACCUCCUCCACCACCUCCCCCGUCGACUCCUCAGAGCUACUCCUAGACCUCAACGACAACGGCAAGAGGAGAACACCUGACAGAACCAAAGAGAACGGCUUCGACAGGGAUGGCCCCCUGCACCUGGAGACCUCCAGUAAGAGACCCUGUACGAUCAGCCCGGCAGGCCAACGGUUCAGCCCCUCCAACGGUCACCUCCCCUACCAAUCUAACGGCCUGGUCCAUGGACACCCCACGCCGCCCCCUCCCCCACAGCACUACCGGCUGGACGACGUGGCCAUCACACACCAUUACAGAGACUCACCACACUACCGGCACCCCAACCACAACCACCGCGAGCUCAGGGAGAGACCACGGCCACUGGGGAUGCACGGGGCUCGUCAGGAAGAGGUGAUCGACCACCGGUUGACAGACAGAGAAUGGGGGGAGGAAUGGAAGCACCUUGACCAUGUAAGAAAACUGCUGAACUGCAUCAUGGACAUGGUGGAGAAGACGAGGCGUUCUCUCACCGUGCUGCGGCGCUGCCAGGAGGCCGACAGGGAGGAGCUAAACUACUGGAUCAGACGAUACAGCGACGCGGAGGACCUGAAGAAAGGACCCGGCAGGACCCAGAGCAGACAGCAGAGUCCUACAGGACAGGACACCUACACUACAGGUAGAACUAUCUACAUUAUAGUAUAGUACCAGUUAUCAGAAUGGACCCAGCAGGACCCAGAGCAGACAGCAGAGUCCUACAGGACAGGACACCUACACUACAGAGAUUCACCGGGAUCUUCUCCACAGACCAGCGACGACCGGAUACGUACCUGAAGAAAUCUGGAAGAAAGCUGAAGAGGCUGUGAAUGAGGUGAAGCGCCAGGCCAUGUCAGAGCUCCAGAAGGCGGUGUCAGAGGCAGAGAAGAAGGCCCACGAGAUGAU
Messenger RNA from Salvelinus fontinalis (brook trout), 1648 nucleotides. RefSeq names its product protein CBFA2T1-like. The record is from RefSeq and is a predicted model, not a curated record. Gene Ontology annotation, cellular component: nucleus. Gene Ontology annotation, biological process: DNA-templated transcription; negative regulation of DNA-templated transcription. Lineage: Eukaryota; Metazoa; Chordata; Actinopteri; Salmoniformes; Salmonidae. Gene Ontology annotation, molecular function: transcription corepressor activity. The transcript has 10 exons. The coding region runs from base 176 to 1411 and encodes 411 amino acids.